Messenger RNA from Hordeum vulgare subsp. vulgare (domesticated barley), 3482 nucleotides. Its product is annotated as actin cytoskeleton-regulatory complex protein PAN1-like. Gene Ontology annotation, cellular component: nucleus. Gene Ontology annotation, molecular function: metalloendopeptidase activity; polyubiquitin modification-dependent protein binding; single-stranded DNA binding. Bases 182 to 2998 code for a protein of 938 amino acids. The transcript has 7 exons. NCBI's taxonomy places the organism in Eukaryota, Viridiplantae, Streptophyta, Magnoliopsida, Poales, Poaceae. The record is from RefSeq and is a predicted model, not a curated record. Gene Ontology annotation, biological process: DNA damage response.
GUUUCGCAUGCACCGGCAGCCCCGGGCGUCUCCAGGAUCAAGAACCCGAAACUCCCCCCCCCCUUCUCUUUUCUCCCCGCCGAUUCUCCUCGCCGCCGCCGCCGCUCGCCUGAGAAGGGAGGGUUCUUGUCGCCGCUUCGUGCUUGCAUUUGCGUGAGAGAGCUUGUGAGCGGGGGAGGCCAUGGAGGAUCCGGACGACGGCGAGAACCUGGACUUGUGGGACCUCUUCAACCACUACGACGAGCUCUACUUCCGCGGCGCGCUCGACGCCGCCGCCUUCGCCGUCGAGUGGGCCUACCCGCGCACCAAGAACAUCACUUGCUUCGGAUCCUGUUCCUUUGGAGACCUGCGCAAAAUAACACUCUAUGAGCCCAUCCUGCAAUAUCGCACAAAUGCUGAUCUGAAGAACGCCCUGCUGCAUCUGAUGAUUCAUGCAAUCAUAUUUGUAAAGCAUGGUAUGAAGAGACUCAGCCAUGGUCCUGUUUUCCGUGAUUGGAUGGAUGCCAUCAACACUUGCACCACUGAGGAUUACAUGAGACCACCAGGUGGCUAUUGUAUCACCACUACCCAUGAUUUCAGUGAGGAAAAAUCCUGCAACAUCCAGGGCAUUCAGUGGAAGUGUGAAUUGUGUGGCGUUACACUUCUGAGGGCAACGAGGAUGGCACCUCCAUCUGAUUCCUCCUGCUGUAUCGAGAAUGUUAGCGAACAUGUAACCUGUGGCAACAUGCUUUGCCAGUGGCACAACCACAAGAUGGGUUGUGGUGGUACAUAUGUGGUAACGAAACCACCAGGUCAAAGGAUGGUUCCAAAAGGUACACAGUUGCUUCUUCUGACUGGACCAACUGAAAUGACCAAGUCACAAGGUGCUGUACAACAAUCAGAUUCAGAUUCCGAUGAAAUGCAGAAAACAAUUGUUUUGUGUGCUGCCCCUCGGAGUCGGAGAAGAUUGAAGCCGAAGCAAGAGUUUGUUGCAUGGGACAAUAUUGAACUUUUACCUACAGUGAGUCGCAGUAAUGUAAAAUCAGUGGGUUGUAGCUCCUCAAAGAAGGCAGAGGAUGUCCUUCUGAGCAAACUGAAGUGGAAGCAAACAUCUGUUACAUCUCUAGGGAGUUGCGAGAAUGCGAAAUCGUCGGGAAGUAACACCUCCAGGAAGGCGGGAAAGUUGAAGCUAGAGCAGGAAGAUGUUAAGUCUUCUGCACCCUUGAAAAAAUUGAAGCUAGUGCAGGACUUGGCUGCAUCGGAGAAAUAUGGAGCUUUUUCUCUAGGGAGUUGCAAUGCAAAACCACCAGGAAGCAGCACAUCCAGGAAUGCAGGUUGCAAUGCAAAACCACCAGGAAGCAGCACAUCCAGGAAUGCAGGCAAGUGGCGCAACUCCGAGGGUGUUGAGAAAUCCAUUGUACCGCGGCCUACUGCAUUCCCCCAAAAAACGAAGCUUGUUACAUUCGAGAAACGUGGGGCUGCAAAACUAUCAAAAACUAUCACCCCAGACAAAGUAGGCAAGCUGCAUACGUCGGAUGUCAUUGAGAACUCCAGUGUCCUGCCUUCCACGCCCCCCAAGAAACUGAAGCUAGGGAAAGACUUUGUAGCAUUGGAGAAACAUGGGGUGGCAACAUCAGGAAGUAUCACCACAGACAAAGUAAGCAAGCUGCAUAAGCCUGAAGGCAUUCAGAAAGCAUGUGGUCUACCUGCUGCACCUCUCGCAAAAUUGAAGCCAGACUUGGUUGCAUCGGAGAAGAAUGUGGAUUGUGGCAAUGCAAAGGUACCGGACAAUAUCUCCUCAAAGAUGGCACACAAGGAACAUGAGCAUGGAGGGAGUCAGAAACACAUUUCUCUGCAUGUUGCCCCUCAAACUACGCUCAAGCAACCGGACGAGACCAGCUCCAGAUUGAAGGCAAGAAAGCAGCAUAAGCCUGAAGACUUUCCCAAAGUAAGUGUUAAGCCUGCUGUCCCUCAGAGUAAGCUGAAGCAAUCAAAUCGUGCCGCAUUGGAGAGGCAAACGACAAGGAGCAAAACUAAGAGCUCUGCUAGGAAAAAGGAGUAUGUUUGUUUUAGUCUUUGGCAGAACUUCUAUGAGUCAGAAUGCUCGAGUGGAUCGGCCGAAUCACUUGUGAACAAAAGAAGUGUGCGAAGAAAAAGACAGAGGCAACGCACAGUUCAGAUAACAUAUUCACGGUCAAGGAAGCGAAGUGCCAGUGAAGUUUCAUCUGAACUAGCGAAACCACCAUCUCAACACUUGGAGGUCAUUGUUAUCGAUGACGAGGUGAUGACUGAAGACCCUAGAGGUGAGUGGAAGCCACCAGCUCCAUGCAUGGAUGGUGGUACUGUCAAGCCCACUGAUAAGGUGAUGACUGAAGCCCCUAGAGGUCAGUCUAAGCCACCAACUCCAUCCAAGGACCUUGCUGCUGCUGCCCCUCCCGCUGAUCAGGUGAUGGCUGAAGCACCUAGAGGUCAGUCCAAGCCACCAGCUCCACCCAAGGACGUGCCUGCUGUCCCUACUGCUGAUCAGAUGAUGACUGAUGCCCCUAGAGGUCUGUCCAAGCAACCAGCUCCAAGCAUGGACAUUGCUGCUUUCUCUCCCGCUGAUCAGGUGACGACUCAAGCCCCUAGAGGUCAGUCCCAGCCACCGGCUCAGCGCAUGGACAUUGCCAUCCCUCCUGCUGACCAGGUGAUGACCCAAGCCCCUGUUGGUCAGUCACAGCCACCAGCUCCAAACAUGGACAUUGCUGCUUUGUCUCCCGCUGAUCAGGUGAUGACUCAAGCCCCUAGAGGUCAGUCCCAGCCACUGGCUCAGCGCAUGGACAUUGCCAUCCCUCCUGCUGAUGUGCCCCCUGCUGACCAGGUGAUGACCCAAGCCCCUGUUGAUCAGUCACAGCCACCAGCUCCAUGCUCCAUCGCCGCUGAUCAGGUGGUUCCACCUCACUCGGCUGAUCCACCCGGUUUAGCUCCUUCAAAUCCAACCAGUUGCCCUGACGUAAUAGACAUUUCUGAUGAUGACUGAACUCCUUUUCCAUCACUCUAUACUCUGCUUACUCUGGACUAAAUUGCUGGUCAGUGCUUACCAUAGAUAGGUAGCAGCUUUAGCUUAUCAAACUGUCGUUUCAGCAUCAAAUCAAUUUUUUGAUCUUAGCAUCAUCAUUAAGCGAGCAUGACUGAUUUGCUAUGGAGGCAUAGAGCUCUGAUAUGAGCGGCAGAACAUCUUGUGAGAAGGCGCUUGGCGCUACGACUCUUUCUGUAAUCUGCAUUUUGUGAGGCAGUGGCUUGGGCAUGCAUGGUGAACUGAAGCAUGAAAUUAGCUGCACUGUAAUGUUGAAACACGCCCGGAUCAUGGGAAAGUUGAGACUUCUUUCAUGUGCCAGUUAGAUCAUUUGCGCCUUCUCGUGUAUCCUUCUGUGUGCAAUGUUACUGGUUAUUGCUACUCCUUGCUUGCCAUGGUGUUUUGUAAACAUGCCAUUUGCUCGGUGAAAUUUAUAUCUUCAUAUGAA